GUUUCCUUUGGUAUCUUUGUCGUCGGUCUUUUCAUCAGUACCAGGCAGCCAUCAUGUCGAGCAUCUCCAGAUCCGCAAACCUUCUCAUGCGCAGCAGCAGGGCUUCCCUGCUGCGUCCCAGCGCUGUCAACCCCGUCCAGCAUCUCUUCUGCAAAGAUCGCCUGGCUGCCCGUGGUUUGGCCACUGCUUUCGAGCGUACCAAGCCUCACGUCAACAUCGGUACCAUUGGUCACGUCGAUCACGGCAAGACCACUUUGACCGCUGCCAUUACCAAAUACCAGGCCUCUAAGGGUCUUGCCAACUUCCUCGAAUACAAUGCCAUCGAUAAGGCUCCCGAGGAGCGCAAGCGUGGUAUCACCAUCUCUACCGCCCACAUCGAAUUCUCGACCCAGGACCGCCAUUAUGCCCACGUUGACUGCCCGGGUCACGCCGAUUACAUUAAGAACAUGAUUACUGGUGCGGCCAACAUGGACGGCGCCAUCGUCGUCGUUGCCGCUUCCGACGGUCAGAUGCCUCAGACCCGUGAGCACUUGCUGCUCGCUCGCCAAGUCGGUGUCCAGAAGAUCGUCGUGUUCGUCAACAAGGUCGAUGCUGUGGAUGACCCCGAAAUGCUGGAACUGGUCGAGCUGGAGAUGCGUGAGCUUCUCUCCACCUACGGUUUCGAGGGUGAAGAGACUCCUAUCAUCUUCGGGUCUGCUCUUUGCGCUCUGGAAGGCCGUCGCUCCGAUAUCGGUACCGAGCGUAUCGACUCCCUCCUUGAGGCCGUUGACACCUGGAUCCCCACCCCCCAGCGUGACAUGGACAAGCCUUUCCUGAUGUCCGUUGAGGAGGUGUUCUCCAUCCCUGGCCGUGGCACUGUCGCGUCCGGCCGCGUCGAGCGUGGCCUUCUGAAGAAGGAUAGUGAGGUUGAGAUCAUUGGUGGCAGCAACGUCCCCGUCAAGACCAAGGUCACCGACAUUGAGACUUUCAAGAAGUCUUGCUCCGAGUCUCGUGCCGGUGACAACUCCGGCCUUCUCCUCCGUGGUAUCCGCCGUGAGGAUGUCCGCCGUGGCAUGGUCAUUGCCGCUCCUGCCAGCACCAAGGCCCACGACAAGUUCCUGGUGUCCAUGUACGUCCUGACCGAGGCCGAAGGUGGUCGCCGUACCGGAUUCGGCGCCAACUACCGUCCCCAGAUGUUCCUGCGUACUGCUGAUGAACCCGCCGACCUGAGCUUCCCCGGUGAGGACCAGUCCCAGCGUGUGAUGCCCGGUGACAACGUCGAGAUGGUCCUCAAGACCCUUCGCCCCGUCGCUGCCGAGGCUGGCCAGCGUUUCAACAUCCGUGAGGGCGGCCGCACCGUGGCCACUGGCCUGGUGACCCGCGUCAUGGUCUAAGUUGGCACUCGAGUCGGGGGCUAUCUUGCCCCAUAAAACACUUGCUUCCAGGGUAUUUUUAGGUUACGCCGUCAUCGCGUGGGGUUCUGGGAGAUGUUGAUACACCCCUGAUGGUGGCUAGGGCCGGAGUUCUUGAGCCUUAUCAUGUCCUUGUAUCUGUAUUAUUGUACUCAAAUAUGUAGAAUUUCCUUGAUCACUCCCCUCUUAUAGUUCUUAUCAUGUCUUGAAUAUGAGACCAAUGACUUUCCACGUUUUGGCAUAUUGUUUUGUCUCUCAGUAUAUAACAG
This is a messenger RNA of Aspergillus campestris IBT 28561, 1660 nucleotides long. Its product is annotated as translation elongation factor Tu. Gene Ontology annotation, biological process: mitochondrial translational elongation. Gene Ontology annotation, cellular component: mitochondrion. NCBI's taxonomy places the organism in Eukaryota, Fungi, Ascomycota, Eurotiomycetes, Eurotiales, Aspergillaceae. Gene Ontology annotation, molecular function: translation elongation factor activity; GTP binding; GTPase activity. Bases 54 to 1373 code for a protein of 439 amino acids. The transcript has 5 exons. The record is from RefSeq and is a predicted model, not a curated record.